CAUUUGUUCAAGCCUAAAUCGUAAUUAUUUUAAAGCGCCUAUUCACCCCCCCCCCCUCUAGGCGACAUCCAUGAUCUUUCAGCAUGUAUCUUCAGUAUUUUGUCAGUUUCCUUAACCUAGUACGUCUAAUACCAUUUUUUGCCUGCCCAAGUAAAGUGCUAACAUCAUGAAAAUAUAAGAGUGUCUUUCUGUUUGCCUUUCUGUUUUAACUGAUCUUUUGUGUUGUGUAUGUCAAAUCCCAACAGUUGUCGACAGAGGCAUAUCACAUGCCUGGGUUUGGCUGUAAGCAUGUUAUUUGCGGAAUGGAAUACUGUUUUACUUACAUGGAGUGGAAGAGAUGGCUGGUUUUGAUGUUAUUUUUUAUUGACUGAAUACAGAUUUGUUCUGUUUUUUAGACUUCAGACAUGAAGUAGUGGGCACGCCUCCUCUGACAUAGUUUGUUAUACUUCUUAUUAGUAUUAUUCAGUAUACUUCUUAUUAGUAUUAUUCAGUAUUAUUCAGAGUAAAGAGCCCGUUGAGCCAACAGGGGGUUGUUUGCAACACCUAACAAACGAAUGUCAGUACGCAUAUAUGUUGAUUUUUGGGUUUGUUGUUUUGUUUGAAGUGAGCAACAACCAAAUCAUAUAGUGUGUUUUCUAAGCUAGCUUCCUAAAGUGAUUACUUCAGCCUAGCUUGUGGUUGUUGUUUCUUAUCCGAAACAAUUUUUUGUGCUAGGGGGUGGGGGUGGGGAUGGCAGAGGUGUUUAGUUGAUGAACAAUGAUGAUAUGCAGUUUGUUGAGUAUUUAAUUUUUCAGAGCUGACUCUGUAAUUUAAGUCACUGUAAAUUGAUUUUGUAAGUUUUCAGAGUUGACUCUGUAAAUCAAGCCAGCAAACUGUUAUCUGCCCGUCAAACAAAUCCCAGUCCUUUUUUGUGUCUAACAUCAUUGUUCGUGCCCGAUAAACUAAUAUUUUUUUAGAGCAUACAUCAUGUGUUUUUCAGUUUUUCUAUUUUGUUCAGAGAGCAUGCAUUUUUAUAUUCAGAGAGUGCGUCUAACCAGUUAGUAUUCAGAGAGGAUCAUGUUUUUAUUUUAUUUUAUUUCCUCAAGCUAUUUAUGUCUAAUGCUUUUGCCUGCCCAACUAUAAGUGCACCAUCAGUGCAACAUAUAGAGACCAGUAACUCUACAGAAUCAUUUCAGCCAGCUGACAAACGAGGAGGAUCAGUCAAUGUUCAGAUAGUUUGAAACAUGAUUUUCAGUAAUAUUCAGUAAUCUGUUUUUUUAUCAGAGAGUUGACCAUCAGUCAAUGUUCAGAGUUUUUCAACUCAUGAGUAAAUGCUUAGAGAGGAUGACUUGAUCUUUUUUCCUUUCCUAGUAGUAGUCUCAGCUUUGUAAAUAGUCAAUGUUCUGGUUUAAUUAGUACUGUAGUUUUUCUCAAUGUACACAUAACUUUUUUUUAACUUAGGUUCUUUUUUUGUGUUUUUUUUAAACAUGAGCUUUUAAACAAAGAUACAAUUCCAGAGCCUUUGGAGUCAAACAACAACAGUCAAAAUGAUGGUUCAGGGGAUGAUAGCAUGGAUGAGCAAGAGGAGCAAAGUAUAGUCGAUAUGACAGAAUCAGAUGCAUCAGACGGCAUGCUGAUCGAUGGCCUGAGAACAUUUUUACAGAAAAGACAAGAGAGGAAGCAGGAGAGGAGUGCUUUGAAAGAGAAAAGGAAGAAGAGGACAAGGCCAGAGAAAGGAAAAGCCAAAGGGCACAUGAACAAAGGAAGAGCAACUGCAUACAGCAGGUUUAGCAUUGGAUAUUUCGCGAAGAUUGUUGAUGUUGUGUGCCAAAGCAAUCAUAGGAUGGAGGUUGUGAGGAACGGCGGUUUUGGAUACUUGCUCGAGCUAGAAGAUUGCUAUGUUCCAAGGCCUUUUGCUCGAGUUAGAGUCCUCCAACCAUUUGUAUAUGCCAACUGACGAAGAUAAUGGAUGGAAGAGGCAGGAAGAAGAGAAUGAAGACUAGUACACAGCAGUCAGAAACUUCAACAACUAAGGACAAUAUAUUGGAAGUUAAAAUAAAGGAAAGCAGACUUGAAGCAGCUGUGGAAGGAGGGGAAGCUGAAAUGCAGUCAGUACCGGGCAAUGGUCACACGAAAGAGCUCGAAAAAGAAGCUUUAAUGGAACAAACCAUGCAGAAUAGCAACGUCGCAACACAGCAACCAGAGAUGAAUAUGCUUGAUGCAGAUACCAAUUUUCCCAAGUGCAAUGCUAGUGAUUGUUCGACUCAAAAAGAAGCACCUGAAAAGAGCACUAGCCUGAACUACAUGUUGUUAUCAGCUAGAUUGGCAAGAGCACUCGAAACGACAGAACAAGACAUGAACUCAAAGGAUGAAGCCAACACACAUGUACCACCAACUUUCUCAGGUUUCCAACAUAACACUGUUAACAGUAAUCAAUCUGAGCAUUGCACCGAAAGCAAGACAAUGUAUCAAGCAAACGAAGCAGCAGCAAUUGAGUGUGUGGAAUUAGAUACCACUGCCUCCCCACAAGACAACAAUAACCAAGAUGAUUUUCGUUUCAAUGAAGUCAGGGAGCAGGGGAAACAUGCAGGACUUGAUAUUGAUAUCAACAUACCACUAUCAAAUAGCGGUAUAGAUGACAAGCAGAAACAUGUGGAAGAUUUCCAACACACUAUGCAUCCAUUGGACAUUGCAAGACAAAAGUAUUUCUUUUUUGAUGAUAUGACACCUACCUGCAGAAUUUUUGUUGACCAUGAUGAUUGUGGGAACGAAAUAACAGAGCCAGAACUGUGGCGCGAUCUAGACACGGACUCGAAUGCAUAUGAAGCCCAGAUAGAGGAAGCUAAGAAAAAAUAUAAAUCGAAUACAAGUAAGGACAUAAUCAAAGGAUUCAGCUCACAGCAUGAGCAAACAGCACUGGGUGAUUCAUCCAUACAUUAUGCGCAGAAAGAGCCUGCGACAACAGAAAUGUGCAAGUACAGAAACUUUCUUCCUGGGUUCGAAGAAAUAGACGACAUUAUUGACUUGACAUGGGACAAUGCAAAAACGUGUUAUUACCCAAUGAGAACACAGAACUAUGAGAAUGAUGUAAGCUCAUCACAAAAGAACAAGAAGUUACUGAACACAUCCCUUUCAACAUUUUGUCCAAAUUUGCAAAGUUACUUGACAACACCAUUUAUUGGCAAGAGGCUUUUUACAGACGAGGUCAUCGAAGAAGAUGACCAAGAUGGGACCAAAGAUCAACCAAUCCCUGUCAUCGAUGAGUUGCAAUUAUCUCCGGACGUUCAAAUUCUGGGGGAGAGAGUAUUCAAUGGUUCAUGCUCUAACAUGGUAAACACAGCAGACAAUCUGUACAACAGCAACCUUACAUUAGGCAGUUACUCAAGUGGCAAGGAAAAUCUGCCUCCCAAAAGGCUUGUACGCCCAAGCAAGUAUCAAUGCUCACCUUUCGAUAACGAUCUGAGAGGCCCUCUCACGCCAUCUGAGAAGCAGCUACACAGCAACAUUGUGGCACUAGGCAAAAUUGAACCUGAUAGAAGGGCAGUGUUGGUUGAUAAAACCAGUCUAUCCCUUGGACAACUCGGCAAUUCAUUCGACACCAACGGACAUGUGGAAGCUUAUGUUUUCAAUGUUUUCUACCGGUUGCUCUUUCGUGAUAACCAUCCAAGGCAAUCAAAGAAGCACUACUUCUUCACUACUAUCGCUGAUUAUUUUCUUCAAGCAUGGACUACUGAAGAAGGAAGGAUAUCAAUGAGAAGGAGAGCACUUAUAAGUUUUAGUGGAGCAGGAACAACAUUGCCUCUACAUGAAAGUGAACGUCUGUUUUUUCCAUCAGUACAUCACGAGCACUGGAUAUUGUUUAUUGUUGAUAUUGUUGCAAGAAAAUUCAUUUUCCUAGAUUCAGUUUAUGAUGGCGAGUCACCCUUUCACAUGGAGGUAAAAGAUUUGAUGAUAAACAAUUUUCUCAAAACAUGGGAAGAGUCGAGACUCAGGAGAAUGGGGUUCAGAAACUUUGGUAUAGAAUACCCAAACAUGCCUAAGCAAAUUGGAAGAGAUGCUUGCGGGAUUUUUGUGCUCAAGUGGAUGCAAACUUUUGCUUCGCGGAAUCCUCUCCAGCCCCAAUUCAGGAUGAAGGACGUGGCAGAUGCAAGGGUCAGACUUGCUGUUGAUAUCCUCUUCAGCAAUCCUAACACUGAUGAUGAUGCCAAAAGACUUGUCAAGUACUUUCGUCAAUAAACUGGGAGUUGAGGACAACAUUGAUCUACAAGGGGGGGAGGGGCAAAAAGAAUGAAGAACUAAAGAAAUACUCUAGAUUUUUUAGAUGUCUUUCUCUUUUUUUUUGUACAUGUUUUUUGUGUUCGCUCGAUGAGUAUCUUGGGAAAAUCAACGGAUAUACCAGAGUAAUGCAAAGAAUUUUUUGUUCGGAUAAAAACAUUUUUUUACAUUGAAGGGUAAUGGAAAGUAUUUGUUUUGUCUUC
This is a messenger RNA of Aegilops tauschii subsp. strangulata, 4457 nucleotides long. NCBI's taxonomy places the organism in Eukaryota, Viridiplantae, Streptophyta, Magnoliopsida, Poales, Poaceae. The record is from RefSeq and is a predicted model, not a curated record.